UCGUCAGUGUGCGCCCCGGCGGAGUGAUCGCUGUGUGUGUCAUCAGGUUGUUCCUAACUUCCACAGAGGAAACAGUGCGUGUGUGUGGGUCUGUGUGUGUCUGUGUGUGUGAUCGCACUGAUGCUGGGACGCUGCUGCUGAUUAAAGCUGUGACGGUCGCUCAGUGAGUGUGUGAGUGUGUGAGUGAGUGUGUGUCUGUGUGUGAGUGUGUGUGAGUGAUCCUCCCGACCCGAUGCUCCUGCACCAGCUGGUGAACGGAGCCCUGGAAGCCAUGCACCCCCCCGCGCUGCAGAAAGACACCACCUUCACCAAGAUCUUCGUCGGCGGGCUGCCGUACCACACCAACGACUCCUCCCUCCGGAAGUACUUCGAGAGCUUCGGGGACAUCGACGAGGCGGUGGUGAUCACCGACCGGCAGACCGGCAAGUCCCGGGGAUACGGCUUUGUGACCAUGACGGACAGAGGAGCGGCCGAGCGAGCCUGCAAGGAUCCCAACCCCAUCAUCGACGGCAGGAAGGCCAACGUCAACCUGGCGUACCUGGGCGCCAAGCCGCGCAGCAUACAGACGGGCAUAUCCAUCGGAGUGCAGCCCAUUCACCCAGCACUCAUCCAGAGGCAGUAUGGGUUGGCCCAGCAGUACGUCUACCCACAGGCCUUCAUGCAGCCCAGCCUGAUGCUGCCCAGUCAGGUUUCCAGCUCCGUCAGCAGCAGCCCCUACCUGGACUACAGCUCGGCCUACGCCCAGUACGCCCAGGCCGCCUUCGAGCAGCAGUACCCGUACGCCGCCUCCCCGGCAGGGUUCAUGGGCUACAGCUACACCACCAGCCCCACGGCCUCCGUCGGCCCGGCCGCCGCCGCCACCGCCCCGGCCAACGUGCACCCGACCCUCGCCUCCGCUGCCGGCCAGGCCCCGGCCUUCCUGCACUACGCCCCCCAGCACCACAUCCAGCCGGAUCGCAUGCAGUGAGCUGGAGAGGAAGCUGAGAGGAGAGGGGGUGGUGGAGGAGGGAGAGGAGGAAGAGGGAGUUAUGGUCGCUGACGUUUAAACGGACAAUAGUGAAACACCCUACAGGGUGACCUGGCUGUUGUCAGCAGGGGCUUUCAGGAAAAAAGGGGGUAGGACUAUUGCACUAUACGAUCAGGAUGAGCCAUCUGCUCAUUUGUUUAAAGGGUACGAGGGCGGCCGGGGAGCGGAGGACUGUGGAGGUUCAGGUGGGGAUGCUAAGCAGCAUUAAGUAUAUGGUGGCUUCCAAGGGCUUCCAGAAGCUGACACUUCAUUUUUAAUUAUUAUUAUUAUUUUUAUUGUCCUUUUAUUAUUGUAUUAUUGUCAUUGUCAUCUUUUUUUUUGUGUCUAUGCGAUUUAUUAUAAAUGGUAUCACAGGUUGUGGCUCAAUCAGUUCUGUGUCAGAUUCAUGGUACAUGUUGAUUAUUGGCGAGCUGUCUGGUAAAAGGAAGUACCCGCUUUCCUCCCGGCUGCGUGGUGUCUCGGGUGGAUGUGGAGGUGCAGGGCGGGGGGGUUGAGAAGCCUCCACAUCCACAGUGAGGUGGAGCACUGCCUCACGAACAAGCCUCCAGCGUUCAGCGCCACUCAGGAGGCCGGCGUGAGAUUUCACUUCAAGGAAUAAAUUGCAAGGUUUGGAAUAAAACUGUCGAAGCAACAUUGUUUUGAGAGGUUGAUGUCAGGACUCCCUUUUUUCCUAUUAUUAGUUUUAAUUAAAGAGGCCUUAAUAAAAAAGAGAGAACCUUUUUGAAUCUCUUGAUUCCUCGAGCGCUAGCCCCAUCACAGAACCAGGUGUGGGAAGCCCCUUGUAACUGCUAACUCUCCUCAGCAGUCAGUUACAUUCAUCUUUCCACUACCUGGGUCUGGAUCAUUCCAGAUGGAUGUAGAUAAUCACGUGCAGUAUGUGGGAGCGCUGUGUAUCGAUGUAGAAAGGUAGCUGACACUGAGCUCAAACACCAGUGUAUUUUUUUCUUUUCUUUUCUCACUGAGAUUGAACUGUUGUCCUCAAAAGGACAUUCAUGUAUAGCAUUUUAAAAUGUUUUCAGUCAUCCAGUACAUUAACAAUAUUUAUAUGUAGGUAUUUAUAAGAGAUACUAAGUUAAAAUAGCUUGUUUUGUUUUGUUACAACGACUGUAGUUGUGGCACUGAUGUCAUUGAACCUGCAGAUCCACAGGUGUUGUAUUCCUUUUCUUCCCGCCUGUCACCAUGUUGAUGGAUUUGCUGCGGUGCACAGAACUACAGUAGAUGCUCGUUUGUAGAUCCUCGACUGGUUGCAUCAGAAAUUCUCUAGACUUUUUCAAUAAAAAUGUCUUUUACAGUCCCUUCCAAGAAGCCAUACCAAAAAAAUAAAUAAAGAAUUUGUACUUAAA
This is a messenger RNA of Limanda limanda (common dab), 2370 nucleotides long. RefSeq names its product RNA-binding protein 38-like. The coding region runs from base 233 to 967 and encodes 244 amino acids. Gene Ontology annotation, cellular component: cytosol. The transcript is spliced from 4 exons. The record is from RefSeq and is a predicted model, not a curated record. NCBI's taxonomy places the organism in Eukaryota, Metazoa, Chordata, Actinopteri, Pleuronectiformes, Pleuronectidae. Gene Ontology annotation, molecular function: RNA binding.